This is a messenger RNA of Aspergillus alliaceus, 885 nucleotides long. RefSeq names its product putative mitotic spindle checkpoint protein (Mad2B). Gene Ontology annotation, cellular component: zeta DNA polymerase complex. Bases 1 to 885 code for a protein of 294 amino acids. The record is from RefSeq and is a predicted model, not a curated record. The transcript has a single exon. NCBI's taxonomy places the organism in Eukaryota, Fungi, Ascomycota, Eurotiomycetes, Eurotiales, Aspergillaceae.
AUGCCGAUUGCCAGUGAGAGCACCACCCUGAACUCCGCCGUUACUACCACCAUGACAACAUUUUCCGCCCCAGUCACUGCACCUCGAUCGAUGCCCAACAAUCAGUCUGCGUUGGCCGCAUCCUUCACCAAUUUCCUCACCGUCUCGAUACACCAGAUCCUUUUUCUUCGUUCGGUCUACCCGCGAGCGACUUUCUUGCCCGUCCGGGCCUACAACUACCCUGUCCGACAGUCCCGUCACCCGAAAGUGUGUGAUUAUAUCAAUGACGCGUCAAUUGCGGUCGGGACAGAGAUCUUGAAGGGCACAAUCACCGCAGUCAGUAUCAUCAUUUCAUCUCUCCGCACCAACCAGCCCCUCGAACGAUAUGCCUUUGAUUUGUCGGGUUUCCCCCGCGUCCCCGCUGGAGAGGUCAACACCACCUUUGAAGAUAGAAAGGAAGAUUCAUCCAAGCCAGGUGCCCCCUUGCCGGAUCGGGGUUCCGCUCCUCCGACAGUCGACCUCGAGGCGCAAUUCCGGGCCUGCCUCGCCAGAUUGGCCUCCGCUUGUGCCCGGCUGACUCCUUUGCCCCGGGACGACGAAUUCAGUUUCACCGUCUGCAUCGAAGUUCGGGAAGAUGCCUUGCCCCCGGCUGGUACUACGACAGAAGAACAGACGUGGAUUGUGGCAGAACCGGGCAAGGUGCAUCUCCGGUCGUGUACCGCACCAUAUUCCGUUUCCAAACUGCGAAACGGCGAGCCGCAGCAGCCUCCUCCCAGAGUAUCGAAUGGUCGCGCCAAAACGGUGCCCGUACGACGUGUAGAAGCGGGUGAGCUUCGUCUGGAAUUAUGGGUGGAAGAGGCACGACAGAAAUUUAAUGAGCCGGUGGAUUCGGAACAUCCGCCAUGA